GCUGAUCUGAUGGUGAUCUACUGAAACAAAUAGCAAUGCAUCUCCAGGAAGAGGAAUAUUUUGCAUCUGACUGGUUGACUAGAAAACAUAAGAGAAAAAGUUCCAUUGUUGUUCUUAGAAUAACACUAAGCGAAAAGAGGGUAUUUAACUCACUGCCAAGCUUCUUCAGAUAUUCAUAUUAGAUCCUAUAAAUUAGCAGCUGUAGUAACAGAAGAGUUUGUCCUUACCUGGUGUCAACCAAGGAGUGUUUUUCUGAAAGUGGGGAAGUCAUAACAUCCCUUUUAGCGGACUCCAGUAAGCCCGUUAUGACUGAAAGGAAAGGUUAUGCUGGAAAUGGGCUUGUUCAUGUUAAAAACCCUCAUUUGGAUUCAAUGGACGAAGAUGUUCUUUAUCACUUCAAUUUAGGAACUAAAACACACAACCUACCAGUGAUGUUUGGUGACGUAAAGUUUGUCUGCGUUGGUGGCAGCCCUAACAGAAUGAAAGCUUUUGCUCAGCUCAUGCACAAAGAACUUGGACUUGAAGGAGAUGGGAAAGACUUGAAAGAUAUUUGUGCUGGGACAGAUCGGUAUUCUAUGUACAAGGCUGGACCAGUGCUCUCCAUCAGUCACGGGAUGGGUGUUCCUUCCAUUUCUAUUAUGCUUCAUGAACUAAUCAAGUUACUACACCAUGCAAAAUGCCGUGAUGUUACUAUUAUACGCAUCGGUACUUCUGGGGGCUUAGGCAUUGACCCUGGAACUGUUGUAAUAACAGACAUCGCAGUGGAUUCAUUUUUUAAGGCUCAGUUUGAGCAGGUGAUACUGGAUAAUAUAGUUGUACGAAGCACUGAACUUGAUAAGGACCUUGUUGAGGAGCUACUGAACUGCAGCAAAGAGAUUCAUGACUUUCCAACACUUAUUGGGCAUACUAUGUGCACCUAUGAUUUUUAUGAAGGUCAAGGACGAUUAGAUGGAGCAUUGUGUUCUUUUUCCAAUGAAAAGAAGUUGGAGUACUUAAAGAAAGCUCAUGAUGCUGGUGUUAGAAAUAUUGAAAUGGAGUCAACUGUAUUUGCUGCUAUAUGUGGACUUUGUGGUCUAAAAGCUGCUGUUGUCUGUGUGGCACUCCUUAACCGACUUGAAGGUGACCAGAUUAAGGCACCCCAUGAAGUUCUAGUAGAAUAUCAGCAACGGCCUCAGCAUCUGAUCUCAAUUUUUAUCAAAAAGCGUCUUGGGUUAUAUAACCAAAUGGAAUUACUAUGCAUUUUUCCUGAAUAACUAAGGGAAAAUAUACCCUGCCAAUACACAAAAUGAAUGUCUUAUGUAUUUAUCUCUGUAUAUCGAUACGUAUAGGCAGACAUAAAUAUAACGUUGUUGUGUAGCGAAUUCAUAUAUAAAUGAAACUGUUUAUAAGGAAACAGAAUGAUAGUUCCAAAUUGUUUCAAUGCAUAGUUAGUGAAAACUCUAAAGCCAGUUAUAAUGUAGCCGUUUUGUCCUAUAAGGGGAUUUUAGGGCAUAUACAUUCACAUAAAAUUAACACCUAUCUAUAAAACACUUUCCACAUCAGAUCCCUCUACAGGCAUAAAAAUGUGUGGAGUGUAAUCACAAGUAGCCCCAGCGGGACUCAGUGAACCUGAUUUAUAAUAGAGCCUGUGGGUGUUUAGCACCUCUGAACAUCUGGCCCUGUAGUGUUCCAGGAUUCAGACCUAGCUAGCUUGGUUUUGUUUAAUUUUACAUAUUUAUAAAUCUGAGAAAAGGUCUGAAAUGGAAAGUAUGUAAGUAUUACUAUAACAUAAAAGGAUAGGCCACAGAAAUCCUUCUUAUAGCAAAAAUAAAAUUAUUGUCAUGGUGGAACUGCUCACUAAGUGGGUUUAGGUUUGGUCCCCAAAGUGAUUGAGUUUGCCUAGUUUUGGCUUUCUAAACAAACCAAAGCAAAUCAGCAUUUGUGGCAUUAUUGUUCUUCAUUGAAUUUCAGCAAACACAGGUGAUAGGCAGCUUAUAAAGAGAGAAUAAAUAUUAUUGAUACAAAUUUAA
Messenger RNA from Mauremys mutica (yellowpond turtle), 2009 nucleotides. It is a transcript of the gene UPP2, whose product is annotated as uridine phosphorylase 2. The coding region runs from base 306 to 1253 and encodes 315 amino acids. NCBI's taxonomy places the organism in Eukaryota, Metazoa, Chordata, Testudines, Geoemydidae. Gene Ontology annotation, molecular function: uridine phosphorylase activity. Gene Ontology annotation, biological process: uridine catabolic process; nucleotide catabolic process. The transcript has 7 exons. Gene Ontology annotation, cellular component: cytoplasm; cytosol. The record is from RefSeq and is a predicted model, not a curated record.